Molecule: messenger RNA, 1055 nt
Organism: Salmo salar (Atlantic salmon)
Lineage: Eukaryota; Metazoa; Chordata; Actinopteri; Salmoniformes; Salmonidae
Source: RefSeq, a predicted model, not a curated record
AUUUGAAUGUAAACUUGUUUCUGUGCUGCUAUGUGACAGAAUAUUCAUAUUCCCAUACAUAUUGAUCUGAGCAUCUUUGAGGAACAAUGCAGCAAGCCAAUGAAAACCAAGCCAGGAGAGAUAGGAGCUGCUUUGAGAGCCUGACCUUAUGGGACCUGAAGAACCACAACCACAAUCCUACUCUGUGGGUAGUUAAAGACAGAGAAGAAGACGUAGAAUACCAGGAGAAAAGCGAAAGUGAUGAGGAGGAAGAGUAUGUUUGUGUGAUAAUAGAAGGGUCAGAGGUGGAGGAAGAUGAUGAGGAAGAUGAGGAGGAGGAGGAGGAGGAAGAGGAGGAGGAAUACGAGGUUACAUGUGUAGGGGAGUAUGUGGAGGAAGAGGAGGAGGGAUACGAGGUUACAUGUGUAGGGGAGUAUGUGGAGGAAGAGGAGGAGGAAGAGGAGGGUUUGUUAGAGGUUGUGGUGAAAGAGGAGGAAGUAGAGGAGGACGAAGAAGAAGAAAUAGUGGAGAGGUAUGAGAAGGAGAAGAAAGAUAAGGGCCUGAAACUGAGUGUGAAGGGGCUGAGAGUGAGACAGACAGGAGAAGAGAAGUACGGUCAGCUCAGAGAGAUCCUAGGAGACCAGUAUGUCAGGGAGGUUACCUGCGCCCCUGAAGGAGAUAGAGUGGUCCUCCACCUCUAUCACCCUAGUGUACCUAUGUGUUCCCUGUUGAAUCACCACUUCAGUCACUUGGCCACUAAAUUCCCUGAGUGUAAGUUCCUGCUGAUCCUGGCGGGGCAGUGUGUCCCCAACUACCCUGUCAGCCACCUCCCCACCCUGUUCAUCUACGACUCAGGAUGUAUCCUCAACUCACUGAUAGGAGAGAAGGCCUGUGGAGGGAGGAAUGUAUUGGAAGAUGAGCUGAAGUGGAUGCUGGCCCAGUCGGGAGCGUUUGUGAUUGACAGCUACGAGGCCUUAUACCAGGAGGGCACGCCCAUCACAACGCCGCGUUCGGAACAGGAAGACUACAGCGAUGACCAGUCUGAUCACUAUGACAACCAAGGCACCGAGGUGUAG